This is a messenger RNA of Ostrea edulis (European flat oyster), 681 nucleotides long. RefSeq lists its product as uncharacterized. The record is from RefSeq and is a predicted model, not a curated record. The transcript has 4 exons. Lineage: Eukaryota; Metazoa; Mollusca; Bivalvia; Ostreida; Ostreidae. The coding region runs from base 145 to 576 and encodes 143 amino acids. Gene Ontology annotation, molecular function: chitin binding. Gene Ontology annotation, cellular component: extracellular region.
AAACCAAUUACAUAUUGCAACUUUUUGUACUUGGAUCAUUAGAAGUGUGAGUUUACAAAUUCUUGAUCUGAAUUUGAGUUGAACUUUUGCUUAACUUGCACGUUUGCGUUGCAUCUUCAGCUCUGUCCUCCUCCUCCGUUAGCGAUGUUUACUUACAUUCUGUUCAGCACGGUGUGUGGAUUGACAAUAGCUGCUGCCGUAUACGAGUCGGGGAGCGAUGACAUUUGCUUCGGGAGACAGGAUAUAAUAUAUGCCAGAAGUUGCAAAACUUAUAUUAAAUGUGUGAACGGAACGACAGUAGCCGUACACUGCGAUAAGUACAUGGUGUUUAACACGGAGAAUGGACAUUGCGAAUAUGCUUUUAACGUUCAUUCUCCUUGCGGAGUUUUCCGGGAUUGUUCGAAACUUCCCGAUGGUCACUACCCGGACACAGAACAAAAGUGUAUGCGGUUCUACACCUGCUGGAAGGGGUCUUUUCUUGGAUUCAACGCCUGUGCUAUGGGUCUAGUAUUCAAUGUCAGAAAACAAGUCUGUGAUUGGCCAUUCAACGUAAUGCCACCAUGCGGAAUCAGGUGACACACCUAGAGGAAAACCUUGCUACCUUCUUCUGCAACACAGCUACCUCUCACCUUCACCUUGUAUUUCUACACCUCAAUAAACUCCUUAGUAUCUAUAAAAAUC